AUGGGAGAAGAAAUAUAAUAAUAAUCAACUGACACACACAAAAACAAAAACCGGUGUCAAUUUGUUUGUCAAAAAAACAAUAUAAAAACUAAUUAAAACUUAAACAAACAAAUAAGUAAACAAUGGAUUUAAUAUAUCGAGCACCAUACUGUGUGCUCGAAGUACCAAAUUUAAAAUUAAAAAAACCAUCAUGGUUUGUAAAACCAAGUGCAAUGGUAGUAUUUUCAAUAGUCCUACUGUCAUACUUCAUGGUAACUGGAGGUAUUAUUUAUGAUGUUAUUGUUGAGCCUCCAAGUGUUGGAUCAACAACUGAUGAACAUGGUCACACAAGACCGGUUGCAUUUAUGCCUUAUCGUGUUAAUGGACAAUACAUAAUGGAAGGUCUUGCAUCAAGUUUUCUAUUUACACUUGGUGGUCUUGGCUUUAUUAUUUUGGAUCAAACUCAUGCACCAUCAACACCAAAACUUAGUAGAUUACUUUUAACAAGUGUUGGAUUUAUUUGCAUUGUUGUUUCAUUCAUAACUUGCUGGAUCUUUAUGCGAAUGAAACUUCCUGGUUACUUCUAGUGGUAAGCAUGAAGACAAUUAAAUUGUCUUCAAUUCGUUUGUUAAAUCAACGAAAUCAGGAUUGUUUCAUUUGUCAAUGCAUGCAUCAUCAUGAGUAAGUCAUUAAAAUAAAUAAAAACAAGAUUACAAUCUUCUACUUUAUAUACUUUCAAUUGAUAAAAUUAAUUAUUUAAUCAACAAGAUAUUUAAAAAUUAAUAUUUAUAUGCUCAAAUAUAUAUCCAAUAUAUAUUUUUUUGUAAACUACAAUUUUUUCAUUAUCCAUUUGUUUAUAAUAAACAACAAACAAUGGAUAAUAAUUUUUUAAUUCAUUAAAUUUAUGUAGAAUUGAUUGACGAUAUUAUCAUUUAUUCGAAAUGUUUUAAUAAAUUUUUUUUAUAGACAAAUUGCUUCAUUUAAUUUUGAGUAUUUAUGGUUUUUUUUUUUUUUUAUUUAAUUAAUAAUUAUAUACAAAUUAUUGGUUGUUUAUAUUUUUUACAACUUAAUUAACAAAUUAUUUAUUAAUUCAUUUUUUAAUUUCGAAAUUCUUGAU
Messenger RNA from Aphidius gifuensis, 1096 nucleotides. RefSeq names its product oligosaccharyltransferase complex subunit ostc. Lineage: Eukaryota; Metazoa; Arthropoda; Insecta; Hymenoptera; Braconidae. Gene Ontology annotation, cellular component: oligosaccharyltransferase complex. The transcript is spliced from 4 exons. Bases 123 to 566 code for a protein of 147 amino acids. The record is from RefSeq and is a predicted model, not a curated record.